AUGACCUCCACACCGUCUCAGCUCGUCGAGUGCCCGAAUUGCCAGCGCACCCUGCCGUAUACCCACCUCAACCCGCACCUCGAUCGCUGCCUCGUUUCCGAGCCGGCAGCCCACGACGGCGCGGAUAGAAAUGGCAGCAGUGGUACCGGCAAGGCCGAGGACGACUCGCAUCCUCCAACUCAGACCGCCACUCUGAGCCGCUCCUUCUUCUCACCCGCUUCGGCCUCGGCGAGCACCCCUCUCAGGGCAAAGUCCAACGGUGCUGGAGCCAGACCGUCCCCCCAGGCAGAGCCUUUCCAUGCACAGCUCCAUGCUCAUCCGACGAAGCGCCAGAGGCUCGAGAGCGACGCCGGCUCCCCUCGGCCCGCCAGUCGCAGCACCCCUGCCAAUGGCGCCGACCUCAGCAGCGGCGCGGCUCAGCGCACCUUCACGAGCCCUGCGCCCCAGGCUCUGCCUCAUCCCCAACAUCCGCAGUCGAGCGCGCGUAGCCGCAUUGACGCCGCCAAGCCCUUUGCCGAACGCAUGCGGCCCCAGAGCCUCGACGACUACGUCGGGCAGGACCAGGUCAUCAACGGACCCCUCAAGAUGCUGCUACGCCAGGGCCGCAUCCCCUCGAUGAUCCUCUGGGGCCCUCCCGGCACGGGCAAGACGACGCUCGCCCGCCUGCUGGCCAAGUCGACCCACUCGACCUCGGACAGCACCGGCCCCUCGAGGAACUCGGCCGCCGCGCACCGCCCGCCGCCCCACCGCUUCGUCGAGAUCUCGGCGACCACGGCGGGCACCGCGGAUGUCAAAAAGAUCAUGGACGAGGCGCUCAAUCGCCUCCAGCUCACCGGUCAGCCGACGCUCCUCUUUAUCGACGAGAUCCAGCGCUUCAGCCGCGCCCAGCAGGACGUCUUCCUGCCAUCGGUCGAAAAGGGGCAGAUUGUCCUGGUCGCCGCCACGACCGAGAACCCUUCGUUUCGGCUGCAGGGCGCGCUGCUGUCGCGGAUGCGCGUCUUUGUCCUGACCAAGCUCAGCGUCGACGAAUGCUGCACCGUGCUGAACAAGGCCAUCGAGCGGGUGAGGCAGGAGCGGCGGAUGGACCACCUAGGCGAAGAGGCCGGCGGCGACGAUGCUGCCGACCCGCUGGCGCACAUUGACGCAGAUCUCGUACGCUGGAUCGCCAACGUGGCCGACGGCGACGCCCGGACGGCGCUCGGAGCGCUCGAGCUCGCCUUUUCGACGACGGACCCAGGGCUCUCGUCUGCCGACAACGUCGACCGGCUCAAAAAGGCCCUGUCGCGGACCGCGCUCCAGUACGACCGGACGGGCGACGGCCACUACGACACGAUCAGCGCGCUGCACAAGUCGAUCCGCGGCUCGGACGCCAAUGCCGCCCUCUACUGGCUGGCGCGCAUGGUGUGCUCGGGCGACGACCCGCUCUUUAUCGCGCGGCGCCUCAUCGUGGCGGCCUCGGAGGACAUCGACUCGCUCGAGGCGCUGCAGAUGGCCACGGCCACGUACCAGGCGUGCCAGGUCGUGGGCCUGCCAGAGUGCGGCGAGAACCUGGCGCAGUGCGUCGUCUUUCUCGCCGAGCGGCCCAAGAGCACGCGCAGCUACCGCGCCUGGAAGAAGGUCAAGGCGUGCGUCGAGGGCGACUACAACCACCCCGUCCCGCUCCACAUCCGCAACGCGCCCACCAAGCUCAUGAAGGACAUCGGGUAUGGCCGUGAAUACCGGUACGAGCCGCGCUUCGCGCACCCCGUGUAUCAGGAGUUUCUGCCGGACGAGAUCAAGACGAGGCGCUUCCUCUCGCCCCCUCCCCGAUCGGAGGAAGACGUGGGCGAGGCAGACGAGGCGUCAGGCGAUGCGGAUGCGCCGUCGUCGUCCGAGGAGGCGCGCAGAUCCGCCUCUGAGCCCGCCUCUGCCGAUGGCCCUGUCGCAGCGCCGACGAAGUUCAGCUCGACGAUGCCCAAGGCGGCGGGCAUCGGUCCGGGGUCUUGCCAGCGGCAGUUUGAGAUCGGCGCGCGCGCCGUCGACCUGGACCUGCUCGACGAGUGGGAGCGGGAACGCAAUGGCGGCAAGCCCUGGAGCGGACGCCGGGAGCUCGAGAGGAUGCUGGCCCGGUUGCAGAACGACGUCGACGCCGCUGCAGUGGUCAAGAAGGACGAGGCGGGUGGCGCAUAG
Molecule: messenger RNA, 2169 nt
Organism: Pseudozyma flocculosa PF-1
Lineage: Eukaryota; Fungi; Basidiomycota; Ustilaginomycetes; Ustilaginales; Ustilaginaceae
Exons: 1
Coding region: 1-2169 (722 amino acids)
Biological process (GO): DNA repair; regulation of DNA repair; DNA-templated DNA replication
Cellular component (GO): nucleus
Molecular function (GO): ATP binding; ATP hydrolysis activity; enzyme activator activity
Source: RefSeq, a predicted model, not a curated record